GAGAAAUUAUAGGUAAUGGCUGACCCGGUUCAGGCAACCAACGAGGAGCUUAGGAGCAAAAUGAUGGACAUCCAGAUUGAACUGCAGCAGGAGCGUUCCAAGGUGUGUAAGCUGCGCGAGCGGCUCCAGGAGCAGCGUCAGGCUCGGGAACUGGAGCAGCACAAGCAUGCAGUGGCGCUCACUGACCUGCGCGCCAAACUCCAUGAGGAGAAGCUCCGCGAGACUGCAGCAGCACGUGAAGCUCUCGCACGGCAGCAUGAAGCGGAGCUAGCUAGGACGAUUAAGAUCCGCGACACUGAAGUACAGCGGCUCCAAGGACUGGUCCACGCCUUGAGAGACGGAGCCGCUGACAAGCUAAAAAAUGCUCUUCUCGGAGAGGCUCGAGAAGAGGCCAGGAGAGCUUUCGAUGGUGAGAGACUAAAGCUCCAACAAGAGAUCCAAGAACUAAAGGCAGCCAAGAAGCAGGCCGACGAGGCUCUGGCCAAUGCGCUACAAGCCGAUAAAGCCAAAGCAUCUGAUCUGAGGACAGCUUACCAGCAGCACCAAGAUGAAGUGCACCGUAUCAAACGUGACUGUGAGAGAGACAUCCGACGACUGAUGGAUGAGCUAAAGGCCAAGGACCGCGUGGUGUGCACUUUGGAGAGAGAGCUGGGGAUGCAGGCUGGCUACACCCAGAAACUCCAACUCCAGAAGGAAGCCCUGGAUGAGCAAUUGGUUCACGUACGAGAGGCCGAAAGACACAACCACGGCAGCCCAAAGAGAGAGGUGGUGCUUGGGCUUGGGGACAACACAGACCUGCUCAACAACCAGUCUUUGUACUCCUCUUCCUCCCCUCUCCCUCCUGCUUCCCAGGAGACGGAGGAGCGUGACACUAGGAGGUUCCAGCUGAAGAUCGCAGAGCUCCACUCCGUCAUCAGGAAGCUGGAGGACAGAAAUGCGCUGCUGGCUGAUGAGAGGAAUGAACUUUUGAAACGGGUUCGGGAGGCAGAGAGCCAGAUGAAGCCCAUGUUUGAAAAGAACAAACGCCUGUCCAAGAAGAACGAUGACAUCCUGCAAACACUACAGCGAAUGGAGGAGAAACUUAAAAACCUGAGUCGUGAGAACGCUGAGAUGAAAGAAAAUGCUUCCCGUGGCCCCUUGCAGCACCAAACCCAUCAAAACCAACUGAAGCGGCCCAGUUCCCUGACCGAUUUAAGCCACGCCCAUGAGGAACAGGAAGUAGAGUUUCUCAAGCUCCAAAUUGCAGAACAACGCAGCAUCAUUGACGAACUCACGCAGGAACGUGAGCGUUUGGUGAUGGGCAAAAAGACGAGGCGAAAAGCCCUCAAACUAACCAAAAGGCAUGUUGUGGAGACAUAUUUUGGAUUUGAUGAGGAAUCCGUCGAGUCUGAAACUUCUUCUCUGACCUCCUUUAACACUGACCUCACUGACCGUACACCUGCCACUCCAGAGGAGGAAUUAGAGGAGAGCGUUUCUCGUGAGGAGUCGGAGCUUCGUUUUCGUCAGCUCACCAGAGAAUACCAGGCUCUCCAGCGGGCUUACGCCCUCCUGCAAGAGCAGACCGGAGGCACUCUUGAUGCUGAGAGGGAAACCAGGACGCGUGAGCAGCUACAGGCAGAGCUCAGCGGGUGCCAGGCCAAAAUCGUGGACCUGGAGAGGGCUCUGGUGGAGCGGGGGCAGGACUCAAAGUGGGUGGAAGAGAAGCAGCACCUGCUUCGGACAAACCAGGAACUUCAUGAAAAGAUGUGUGCACUGCAGCAGGCAGAGUCACGACUGCAGGCGGAGGUUCAGGAUGCUCGGGACCAAAACGAACUAUUGGAAUUCCGGGUGCUGGAACUGGAAGAAAGAGAGCGAAGGUCUCCGGCCCUCAAUCUUCACAUAUCUGCAUUCCCCGAGAACAGUAGCAGUGCCCUGCAGUCCUACUGCCGCCACGAGGGAGUCAAGGAUGUAGUCAUUCCAGAAUUAAUGAAGAAACUGGAUAUCCUCGGAGAUAACGGGAAUCUCCGAAAUGAGGAGCAGGUUGCAGUGAUUCAGGCUGGCACAGUUAUAUCGCUGUGUGAAAAGUGGUUAAAACAAGUGGACAACACAGAGGCCGCUCUGACGCAGAAAAUGAUUGACUUGGAAAAUGACAAGGAGCUGUUUAGCAAGCAGAAGUGUUUUCUUGAGGAAGAGUUGGACUACAGGAAGCAGGCCUUGGACCAAGCAUACAUGAGGAUCGAGGAGCUGGAGGCCACGCUGUAUAGCGCUCUGCAGCAGGAGCAGCCGUCAUGCCAGGCGGUGACGGAGUCGCUGACAGACAGGCAGAGGGAGGAGCUGAGGCUUGCUGUGGACAAGCUGCGGCGUCAGAUUCUCCGGCAGAGCCGGCAGUAUGACAGUCAGAUCUUACAGGAGCGUAUGGAGCUCCUACAGCAGGCCCAUCAGAGAAUUAGAGAACUGGAGGACAGGAUCGACUUGCAAAAGAGGCAAAUAAAGGAGAUAGAAGAAAAGUUUUUGUUCCUCUUUUUGUUCUUCUCUUUAGCCUUUAUUCUUUGGCCUUAAUGAACAUGGCUGUAGAAGCACAUCAGGUGUUAAGUUUCUGCAGAGGCAAGCGAGGACAAAACAACUCAUAAUUGUAUUUUUAUGCAUUUGUAGACAGUUCAUG
This is a messenger RNA of Hippocampus zosterae (dwarf seahorse), 2641 nucleotides long. It is a transcript of the gene jakmip1, whose product is annotated as janus kinase and microtubule interacting protein 1. The transcript is spliced from 22 exons. The record is from RefSeq and is a predicted model, not a curated record. NCBI's taxonomy places the organism in Eukaryota, Metazoa, Chordata, Actinopteri, Syngnathiformes, Syngnathidae. The coding region runs from base 16 to 2538 and encodes 840 amino acids. Gene Ontology annotation, molecular function: kinase binding; microtubule binding; GABA receptor binding.